AUGGCGUCAGAACCGGCAACAUCUGCUGCGACCGGCAGCAAGGCCGACAAGCCUGUAGCCAUCGUCUGCGUCGGCAUGGCAGGCUCCGGAAAGACUACCUUUAUGCAGCGUAUAAAUGCCCAUCUACAUGGCAAGAAGGACCCUCCGUAUGUCAUCAACCUCGACCCGGCCGUGCUCAACGUCCCGUUCGACAGCAACAUCGACAUCCGCGACUCGGUCAACUACAAGGAGGUCAUGAAGCAGUACAACCUGGGACCCAACGGCGGCAUCCUCACAUCUCUGAACCUGUUCGCGACAAAGGUUGACCAGAUAUUGAACCUGUUGGAGAAGCGCACAGCCCGAGACACGCCAGAGAAUGCCGGGCGCAAGCCCAUCGAGCACAUCCUGGUGGACACUCCCGGCCAGAUCGAGGCCUUUGUGUGGUCAGCUAGCGGCACGAUCCUACUGGAAUCGCUGGCUUCGUCCUUUCCGACCGUGAUCGCAUACGUGGUCGACACGCCGCGCACCCGCUCGACCAGCACAUUCAUGAGCAACAUGCUCUACGCCUGCAGCAUCCUGUACAAGACCAAGCUCCCCAUGAUCCUCGUCUUCAACAAGACAGACGUGCAGGACGCGUCCUUUGCCAAGGAGUGGAUGACCGACUUUGACGCCUUCCAGGCCGCGCUGCGCGAGGAUGAGGAACGCAACGCUUUCGGGUCCGCCGAGGGCGAGUCCGGCUCCGGUGGCAGCGGCUACAUGAGCAGCCUUCUCAACAGUAUGAGCAUGAUGCUCGACGAGUUCUAUGCGCACCUGAACGUCGUGGGCGUCAGCUCCAUGACGGGCCAUGGUGUCGACGAUUUCUUCACAGCCGUCGCCGAAAAGGCCGAAGAGUUUCGCCGCGACUACCAGCCCGAGCUGGAGCGGAGGCGGGAGGAGCGCGAAGAGGCGAAGAAGCUCAUUCGGGAACAGGAGCUCGACAAGAUGAUGAAGGGCAUGUCAUUUGCCGGUGACAAGGGCGGGCCUGGUGCUUCCGGCAGCAAGGACUCCGAGGAGGAUGAGAACCCGGACAUCGCUGCUUUGGGAAGGAGGGUUGACGCUAUAGACUCGGACGACUCGGUUGCUGACGAUGAUGAGAUGGACGAUGAGGGAUUGAAGGCAAGAUAUGAUGCGGCGCUGAACGAUGCGAACGCGUCGAUGAGCCAGGACGCCAGUUUUGCCAACUACCUGCGGUCUCAGGCGAACCAGCAGUAA
Pyricularia grisea is the source of this 1230-nucleotide messenger RNA. RefSeq lists its product as uncharacterized. NCBI's taxonomy places the organism in Eukaryota, Fungi, Ascomycota, Sordariomycetes, Magnaporthales, Pyriculariaceae. Gene Ontology annotation, molecular function: GTPase activity. The transcript has 2 exons. The record is from RefSeq and is a predicted model, not a curated record. The coding region runs from base 1 to 1230 and encodes 409 amino acids.